Symbiodinium sp. CCMP2592 is the source of this 1112-nucleotide messenger RNA. Lineage: Eukaryota; Dinophyceae; Suessiales; Symbiodiniaceae. The record is from the annotation of a GenBank genome assembly.
GUCAGGCUGUCGCCAUUUCAAUCACAAUCGCCUUGUUCGUGGGUAUCUGGGCUAUUCUCAGAUCCCGGGGUGCGAGGGUCGUCCUUUCUGCGAGUCUCUUCGUCGCAUUCCUCGUGGCCACACAGCUUUCAGUGAAGGUGAUCGAGUCUCCUCCAUAUAGAUUCAAGUUCCCCGGCCUGCUAACGACUUUGCACUUUAGCUGUGUGCCGGUGGCCUGCGCCGUGUACUGGAUCUGGAUGGGCGAGCCUUUGAAGAUCCUGCCUUGCUCCAUCCCACCCAGACGUUGGAUGCGGACGGUCGUCCCUGUGGCUGUCAGCCAACCCAUCUCUGUUGUCCUCAACAACAAGGCGAUGGUGUACGCUGGGGCGGGCGUUUGCGCUGUCAUCGGUACAUUGUCGCCUGUCUGCACGGCGCUCAUCUCGAACUGCUGUGGGCGAAGCCUGACGGUCCGUUCAUGGCUGGGUGUGUUCGUUGCCUUUGUGGGGGCAGCCAUUAUCUCCUGGGGAGAGAUCACGCAGGUUGGUGAUGUCCAGGGCAAUUCUCGCGUACUUCAGGGCCUGGUGUAUGCCUUUGCGUCACUCACGGGCCGCUGUGCGAAAAUCGUGAUUCUGGAUUACAUGCUGGCCCCUUUGGCCUACAGCCGCGAGGUGCGGGAUGAGGAGGAGCCGCUCUCCGUCAUUCACGUCCUGUCUUUAACCUAUCCAUGGGGGGCCGUCCUAGCGCUGGCGUAUGCGCUGGCCUCCGGUGAAAAGCCGAUGGAUGCGUGGCAUCAGCUCACUCCGGAGCUGACCGGCUUCAUCGUCCUGUCUUGCUCCUGUGCUCUUGCACUCAACUUCCUGGGGACCUUUGCCCUCAGGGACCUGGGCGCCAGCGCCCAACAGAUCGUUGGAAAGCUCAAUACCAUCUGUCUGGCCUCCAUAUCGGUAGCUUUCCUGGGUGAGCACUUGCCUUCCGUCGUGGUGCUCGGGAGCGGAUUGGUUCUUGGAGGUGUGGCCAUCUUCGAGCGUGGUCAGCACAUUGACGACGAUGAGGGCAGCACCAUCAGCAGCAGCGAUGACGAAGGCUUUGAACUCGUGCGGGAUGCCGAGGGAAAAGUGAGCUUGAUGAGCUGA